AAAGAAGAAGGUGGAGCCAGGAGGAAAGGAACAAAGUCUGUUGGGAAUCAAGUGUGUGUGUCUGAGCAGAGAUCUGUGUCUGCACAAAACAUGGCAGGAUUCAGGGUACGAGCUGCACAGCCGGGGGAUUGUGAAGGAAUCAUGCGAUUGAUUAAGGAGUUAGCGGAAUAUGAGAAGCUAUCAGAUCAAGUAAAGAUUGGUGCAGAGGAUCUUUGUCGAGAUGGCUUUAAGGAAUCUUCACCAUUCUUUCGAUGCCUGGUGGCCGAAACUGUGGAGGGAGAUCAAGGAGACGCUGGAUCAAUGCUAGUUGGCUAUGCUCUGUCCUAUUAUACUUACAGUACCUGGAAGGGGAGGUCUCUUUAUCUGGAAGAUAUAUAUGUCAUGCCGGAACAUAGAGGUAAAGGAAUUGGAUCCAAGCUCUUGGCAGCUGUUGCUGAGACCUGCUUAUCUCUUGGCUGUUCACACCUCCAGUUCAGUGUCUUGGACUGGAACCAACCUGCUAUUUCGUUCUACCUUUCCCGUGGUGCCUGUGACCUCUCUCAGAAGGAAGGAUGGCACUUAUUCAGGAUCUUCCCAGAUGACUUACGCCGGAUGACCUCAAAUGUCACACGUCCAACCUCAGACCCUGCUGACUCUUGACCUUUAUUCCUUUCUACUCUUUUGUAAAACCUAUUGGGACCUCUUGUGAUCCCUGAUUAUAAGUUACAUGAAGUUAUCCUUGUAUAAAUUAACAAUAAAAAAUGUUAGCUCUUC
Molecule: messenger RNA, 753 nt
Organism: Bombina bombina (fire-bellied toad)
Lineage: Eukaryota; Metazoa; Chordata; Amphibia; Anura; Bombinatoridae
Product: thialysine N-epsilon-acetyltransferase
Exons: 6
Coding region: 91-639 (182 amino acids)
Molecular function (GO): N-acetyltransferase activity
Source: RefSeq, a predicted model, not a curated record